AGAUUUCUUCACACACUUUCACAAAACAAAUAAAAUUAUUACAAACUUCGAAGCAUUUCAAACACAAAUUUACAAACUCUGAAACUCACAUUCAUCACAAAGCACACAAAUCAUCCAUUUCUCCAUAAACUAUGAAUUAAUACCGCAAGGUUCUAACCGGAGAUCUCAAUGGAUUUGACCUCCGGCUUCUUCACCUCCUCCUUGGGAACCGUCACGGUGAGCACUCCGUUCUCCAUGGACGCCUUCACCUGGUCCAAUUUUGCGUUCUCCGGCAGCCGGAACCGGCGCAGGAACUUGCCGCUGCUCCGCUCCAGGCGGUGCCACUUGUCGUCCUUCUCCUCCUUCUCGCUGCUCCUCUCGCCGCUGAUCUGCAAAAUCCUCCCUUCCUCCACCUCCACCUUCACCUCCUCCUUCUUCAGCCCCGGCAGAUCCGCCUUGAACACGUGGCUCUCAGGCGUCUCCUUCCAGUCGAUCCGCGCGUUUGCGAACGCUGACGUCUCGCUCGGCGUGCUGACGGCGUUUGAAAACGGGAAUCCCUGGAAGGGGUCCCAGAAAUCGAGAGAGAACGGGUCGGGAACGUGGCUCCGGGAGCGACCUCCGAAGAAGCUUGGAAUCAGAGAAAUUUUACCACAAACAAAGCGAGAACUAAUUCGAACUUCUGUUUGAUUGAUUGAUUAAAUGGUGUUGAUACUCUGAGCAGAUUCUUUUUUUUUCGAUGAGAAAAAGGGGGAGCAGAGAUGGCGUUUAUAUACGGAAGAGACGAUGGUGCCUGAACCUUCGAGGAGCUUCUCCAGAGCCUUGGUCCCCAACAGCUCAAAUACAUGACGGUCCUCAGAGACUCCUCGGAGCGCUUCAAUUGCUCGUCUCGCAGCUUGGCGGAGACGGCGGAGGGAGAAGGCAGCCUGGUGGCGUGCUGGGAGUAGGAGCGGAGGUUGGAUUUGGCAUGCUGGUGGAGCAGUCUGAAAGCGUAGUUCCAUCUGGCGAAGCCUUGGUCCUUCAGGGCCUCCACCGUCCCCACGCUCGCCGCCACGAUCCACCUUCUGCUGCUGCUUCCUAAGCUCAUUCUUCCUUUCUUCUGACUUUAUAUUGAAUUGCCGGCUGUGAUUGUAUUGG
Cuscuta campestris is the source of this 1113-nucleotide messenger RNA. The record is from the annotation of a GenBank genome assembly. Lineage: Eukaryota; Viridiplantae; Streptophyta; Magnoliopsida; Solanales; Convolvulaceae.